Vairimorpha ceranae is the source of this 154-nucleotide messenger RNA. RefSeq lists its product as hypothetical. The annotation marks the transcript as partial. The transcript has a single exon. The record is from RefSeq and is a predicted model, not a curated record. NCBI's taxonomy places the organism in Eukaryota, Fungi, Microsporidia, Nosematidae.
GAACGAGUUUUUAUUGUAUCAUCAGAAAAAUAUUUUUUUACUAUCUACUUUUACUAAUAUACAUAUAUUUUUUUUAAAUAGUCAUUUGAAUGCUCAUAGUAGGGUUAAGUAUACAUUAAAUGAUGGUAGAUUUGUGUUAAAAAAAAAGGAUUGA